Leptinotarsa decemlineata (Colorado potato beetle) is the source of this 696-nucleotide messenger RNA. It is a transcript of the gene fid, whose product is annotated as class I SAM-dependent methyltransferase fire dancer. Gene Ontology annotation, molecular function: tRNA binding; tRNA (5-carboxymethyluridine(34)-5-O)-methyltransferase activity; S-adenosylmethionine-dependent methyltransferase activity. Gene Ontology annotation, cellular component: nucleus; cytoplasm. The record is from RefSeq and is a predicted model, not a curated record. Gene Ontology annotation, biological process: tRNA wobble uridine modification; tRNA methylation. NCBI's taxonomy places the organism in Eukaryota, Metazoa, Arthropoda, Insecta, Coleoptera, Chrysomelidae.
AUGACAGAGAUGACAUCUGAAGGAUUUGAGUGGCUUUUCAUUCCUCCGUAUACCCAACACAUGGGUGGCGGUUGGGAGCGUUUGGUGCGAUCAGUAAAAACAGCUCUGAGAGCGAUUCUCAAAGAACAAUCGCCUCGUGAAAAAGUCCUAUUAACAUCAUCGGUAGAAGCUGAGCACAUUGUUAAUUCACAACUUGUCUCCAUUAAUCCGCAAGAUGAAGAAGCUCUAACACUUAACCAUUUCUUGAUUGGUAGCAGUACAAACUCCAUGAUAUCAAGUGUAGCGACUUCUAUAAAUUUCGGUCCUUCUAUAGAGUCGACAGACGGUUUAUCCGAAUCCCAAAAAGAUACGAAUUCGAUAGGCAGAUACAGCGAUGGUGGAAGCACAGCUUCGCUGACGUCCUGCUCCGACUGGAAGCUCCUGAAGAAACCGGGCACCCGCCUCUCAAAAGAAGAAAGCAGUAUUAGCCUAGAUAGCGCCUACUCGAAGAGAAACGAAAAGUCGCUGAUUAGCGAUACGUCUGACGACUCUCUACCUACUGACAACAUGGGAGGUGAAAUAACUUUCCACAGAUAUUACCACGUUUUCAGAGAGGGGGAACUGAACCAACUGAUAGAAAAAUACGUAGAAAACUUGCACAUUAUAUCGUCAUAUUAUGAUCAUGCCAGUUGGUGCAUCAUUGCCGAAAAAGUCCAG